This is a messenger RNA of Pan troglodytes (chimpanzee), 3020 nucleotides long. It is a transcript of the gene PLOD3, whose product is annotated as procollagen-lysine,2-oxoglutarate 5-dioxygenase 3. Gene Ontology annotation, biological process: peptidyl-lysine hydroxylation. The coding region runs from base 398 to 2566 and encodes 722 amino acids. Gene Ontology annotation, molecular function: iron ion binding; L-ascorbic acid binding; procollagen glucosyltransferase activity. Lineage: Eukaryota; Metazoa; Chordata; Mammalia; Primates; Hominidae. The transcript is spliced from 20 exons. Gene Ontology annotation, cellular component: endoplasmic reticulum. The record is from RefSeq and is a predicted model, not a curated record.
UCUCUGGGCAGGGCUGCGGCCAGGACCCGCCCCCGCGUCCCGCCCGACCCUCCGCCAGGGGUCACGUCCCCUGUCCAGGUUUCAGCUUCCACAUGUGUCAAGCGGCUGGCUCAGCCCAGAGUCCCUGUCUCCCGCCCGCCGGCCCGAGCCGCCGCCCCUCCCCCGCCUCCCGUGCGCCCGGGACAAUCCUCGCCUUGUCUGUGGCGCCGGCAUCUGGAGCUUUCUGUAGCCUCCGGAUACGCCUUUUUUUCAGGGCGUAGCCCCAGCCAAGCUGCUCCCCGCGGCGGCCGCACAGCAGCCCGAGCGCCCCCUUUCCGGAGCUCCCCUCCGGAGCUGGGAUCCAGGCGCGUAGCGGAGAUCCCAGGAUCCUGGGUGCUGUCUGGGCCCGCUCCCCACCAUGACCUCCUCGGGGCCUGGACCCCGGUUCCUGCUGCUGCUGCCGCUGCUGCUGCCCCCUGCGGCCUCAGCCUCCGACCGGCCCCGGGGCCGAGACCCGGUCAACCCAGAGAAGCUGCUGGUGAUCACUGUGGCCACAGCUGAAACCGAGGGGUACCUGCGUUUCCUGCGCUCUGCGGAGUUCUUCAACUACACUGUGCAGACCCUGGGCCUGGGAGAGGAGUGGCGAGGGGGUGAUGUGGCUCGAACAGUUGGUGGAGGACAGAAGGUCCGGUGGUUAAAGAAGGAAAUGGAGAAAUACGCUGACCGGGAGGAUAUGAUCAUCAUGUUUGUGGAUAGCUACGACGUGAUUCUGGCCGGCAGCCCCACAGAGCUGCUGAAGAAGUUCGUCCAGAGUGGCAGCCGCCUGCUCUUCUCUGCAGAGAGCUUCUGCUGGCCCGAGUGGGGGCUGGCGGAGCAGUACCCUGAGGUGGGCACGGGGAAGCGCUUCCUCAACUCUGGUGGAUUCAUCGGUUUUGCCACCACCAUCCACCAAAUCGUGCGCCAGUGGAAGUACAAGGAUGAUGACGAUGACCAGCUGUUCUACACACGGCUCUACCUGGACCCAGGACUGAGGGAGAAACUCAGCCUUAAUCUGGAUCAUAAGUCUCGGAUCUUUCAGAACCUCAACGGGGCUUUAGAUGAAGUGGUUUUAAAGUUUGAUCGGAACCGUGUGCGUAUCCGGAACGUGGCCUACGACACGCUCCCCAUUGUGGUCCAUGGAAACGGUCCCACUAAGCUGCAGCUCAACUACCUGGGAAACUACGUCCCCAAUGGCUGGACUCCUGAGGGAGGCUGUGGCUUCUGCAACCAGGACCGGAGGGCACUCCCGGGGGGGCAGCCUCCCCCCCGGGUGUUUCUGGCCGUGUUUGUGGAACAGCCUACUCCGUUUCUGCCCCGCUUCCUGCAGCGGCUGCUACUCCUGGACUAUCCCCCCGACAGGGUCACCCUUUUUCUGCACAACAACGAGGUCUUCCAUGAGCCCCACAUCGCUGACUCCUGGCCGCAGCUCCAGGACCACUUCUCAGCUGUGAAGCUCGUGGGGCCGGAGGAGGCUCUGAGCCCAGGCGAGGCCAGGGACAUGGCCAUGGACCUGUGUCGGCAGGACCCCGAGUGUGAGUUCUACUUCAGCCUGGACGCCGACACUGUCCUCACCAACCUGCAGACCCUGCGUAUCCUCAUUGAGGAGAACAGGAAGGUGAUCGCCCCCAUGCUGUCCCGCCACGGCAAGCUGUGGUCCAACUUCUGGGGCGCCCUGAGCCCCGAUGAGUACUAUGCCCGCUCCGAGGACUACGUGGAGCUGGUGCAGCGGAAGCGAGUGGGUGUGUGGAAUGUACCAUACAUCUCCCAGGCCUAUGUGAUCCGGGGUGAUACCCUGCGGAUGGAGCUGCCCCAGAGGGACGUGUUCUCGGGCAGUGACACAGACCCGGACAUGGCCUUCUGUAAGAGCUUUCGAGACAAGGGCAUCUUCCUCCAUCUGAGCAAUCAGCAUGAAUUUGGCCGGCUCCUGGCCACUUCCCGAUAUGACACGGAGCACCUGCACCCCGACCUCUGGCAGAUCUUCGACAACCCCGUCGACUGGAAGGAGCAGUACAUCCACGAGAACUACAGCCGGGCCCUGGAAGGGGAAGGAAUCGUGGAGCAGCCAUGCCCGGACGUGUACUGGUUCCCACUGCUGUCAGAACAAAUGUGUGAUGAGCUGGUGGCAGAGAUGGAGCACUACGGCCAGUGGUCAGGCGGCCGGCAUGAGGAUUCAAGGCUGGCUGGAGGCUACGAGAAUGUGCCCACCGUGGACAUCCACAUGAAGCAGGUGGGGUACGAGGACCAGUGGCUGCAGCUGCUGCGGACGUAUGUGGGCCCCAUGACCGAGAGCCUGUUUCCCGGUUACCACACCAAGGGGUCCCGCCGCCCCUCCCUGGACAGGGACCAUCAUCUCCCUGAAGACACCCUGCGAUGGCCGGGCGUGGUGGCUCACACAUGUAAUCCCAGCACUUUGCGAGGCCGAGGCGCGGGCGGUGAUGAACUUUGUGGUUCGCUACCGGCCAGACGAGCAGCCGUCUCUGCGGCCACACCACGACUCAUCCACCUUCACCCUCAACGUUGCCCUCAACCACAAGGGCCUGGACUAUGAGGGAGGUGGCUGCCGCUUCCUGCGCUACGACUGUGUGAUCUCCUCCCCGAGGAAGGGCUGGGCACUCCUGCACCCCGGCCGCCUCACCCACUACCACGAGGGGCUGCCAACGACCUGGGGCACACGCUACAUCAUGGUGUCCUUUGUCGACCCCUGACACUCAACCACUCUGCCAAACCUGCCCUGCCAUUGUGCCUUUUUAGGGGGCCUGGCCCCCGUCCUGGGAGUUGGGGGAUGGGUCUCUCUGUCUCCCCACUUCCUGAGUGCAUGUUCCGCGUGCCUGAACUGAAUAUGUCACCUUGCUGCCAAGACACGGCCCUCUCAGGAAGCUCCCGGAGUCCCCGCCUCUCUCCUCCGCCCACAGGGGUUCGUGGGCACAGGGCUUCUGGGGACUCCCCGUGUGAUAAAUUAUUAAUGUUCCGCAGCCUCACUCUGAAUAAAGGACAGUUUGUAA